Messenger RNA from Egretta garzetta (little egret), 1775 nucleotides. RefSeq names its product integrin subunit beta 3 binding protein (gene ITGB3BP). Gene Ontology annotation, biological process: regulation of DNA-templated transcription; CENP-A containing chromatin assembly. Bases 1 to 678 code for a protein of 225 amino acids. Lineage: Eukaryota; Metazoa; Chordata; Aves; Pelecaniformes; Ardeidae. Gene Ontology annotation, cellular component: nucleoplasm. The transcript has 10 exons. The record is from RefSeq and is a predicted model, not a curated record.
AUGGCCACAGGGGCGGGUUUUGUUUCCAGCUCUGUCUUCCAGUUGUUGGAUGGGACCGGGAAACAUUUAAGAUGGUGGCUCCUUGGGGCAGAGCCUUAUCCGGACGGAGUUUGGGGAUGUGAUGUCCGCCGGCAUGGAGUUAAGAGAGCAUUAAAGUUGGACACUGUUAAAAAAGAUAAUCCAUCUGAUGAAACACCUUUGAAGACCAAAAAGAAGAAUCUAAAAUCUUACUCACCGACAACAGGAACAUGCCAAAUGAGUCCAUUUUCAUCUCCCACGAGUCAUAAUGCACAAACUCUCAGAAAUGACCCAUCAAAUGGAGGUGGAACGGAGCAGAAUAAUUCAGAAAGCAGAUUAUCCAGAAGAGGGCAGCCUCAAACAGAGGAGGAUGCGUUCAUGGAAUUGCAGUCCAAAGUGAAAAGUUCAUUGGUUAGAAUUGUGAAAAUAAGAGCAAAUCUGACAAGUCUACAGGCUUUAGAGGGCAGUAGAGAGCUUGAAAAUAUUAUUGGUGUCUCAGACUUGUCUUGCAUCUUGAGUGCUGAACUGCAGAAAACCCAAGUGCUAAUGAGUCAAGCAGAAGAACUGCAGCUGUUGAAAAAAAGCCAUGGAAAACUUCCUGCCCCAGAGUAUGUUCAGGCUGCCAGCAGCUCUGCAUUCCUGAAGUCGCUCCUUGACUGAGGCAUUAUGUGAAAAAUGCAUUCCACAUCAACCCAAAGUUCUACAUCUGCUUGACUGUACUUAAAAGGAGAGAAGAAAUGACUGUAAACCUAUCUCCCCAGCAAAUACCAGUUUGGGAUUGCUCGUUGCGCUAGGCAGGUGCACAUCUAGAUAAAAUUUCUGGCAUCUAUUUAAACUUAACAAUGUGCACAACCAGAUAAUCUCAAUGUAAAUAAUACAUCAUGGUGGUUUUAUGCAAGCAUGUGUACAAAAUGCUGAUUUACAUUUGCUGCUGCAUGGAAAAUAAACUAUAUUUUCUGCAUGUUCUUACUGCAAAUAUAUAAUUAUGCUACCUUAUAUUUUUUAAAAAGAAAAAAAAAUAAACACACAACCUCCCAGAAAAAUCCCCACUCUAACCCUCCCCACAAGAACUGGGUGAGAAGAAACCACGUCAGAAGAUGGCCUUUGGUUCCCAGGCCUCCAGUGGGAAGUGGCUGCUUCCUGACAGGGUGGGGGGUGCAUGUGUGCGGGCGCCCUCAUUUAAUCAGUGCCUUACCCCCAAAAGCUAGCAAAAUGUAAUUUAAAUGAAUGCAUCUACUGGUGCAGCAGCCUAACACUGGAUGACUACUUCUAGUAACGACUGGGCUCAAGAGCCAGAGGCAGCAAUAUUGUGCAAAGAAUUACUCUGAGUGUGGAACACGUCUACAAACAACAGUUUUUCUGUCUGUGGCUGCCACAGUUAGUUAGGGACGUGUUCGUCAUCCACAAAGAUGUUUCCUCCGAAGUCAACCCCAGACACACUAUGUAACGGUAUCAGCUUCAAGCCCACAGCAGUAAAACACAUGGCUCUAAUAGUAAUAUUUGCUUUUUAAGUGAACUUAGUUUAGUUUUGGUAUUUAAUGAUAUAUGGGGGGAGUUGUUAUAAACCAGUUUCUUCUCUUUUUCAUUAUCCUCAAAAAACCUCCUCUCCAGCCUAGUGAAUCCCCUGCGUCUCAACUGGGUACCUCCUGUUAAAGACUGAAGUAGCAUGAUUUUUUUUUUCCCCCCAGAGAGCGAAAGUUCAACAUAAAUGCACAGAAUUGGCCAUCCUUUCUUGCUACCACUGCAAAGUACUGCUA